CGUUCAGCUGCAACCUUUGAGUAAACAACCACGCAUGAAACUUAAAGCAUAAAAGCACAUUCGAUGAGGGGUAGUUAUUAAAUAUUUAUUAUAAAAAAAGAACUUAAUAUACAACUUUUUCUUCAAAACCUACUGAGAGAGUUAAGAUGGAAGGGUUUUUAAAAACUGGAAAAUUGAACAAAGAAGAUGCUACAAAACAGUCAGUGCCAAAGGAAAAACUAUUGAAAAAGCCGACACCAUGGGUUGAAAAAUAUAGACCAAAAACAGUCGAUGAAGUUGCUGAACAAAAAGAGAUUAUUUCAGUUCUAAAACAGUGCCUUAAUGGUGCAGACUUACCACAUCUUUUGUUUUAUGGCCCUCCAGGUACUGGUAAAACUAGCACAAUAAUUGCUGCUGCCCAUCAAUUGUUUGGUGACAUGUAUAGAGAGAGAAUUUUAGAGUUAAAUGCUUCUGAUGACAGAGGGAUUCAAGUAAUAAGAGACAAAGUUAAGAAUUUUGCCCAGCUGACUGCGAGUUCUACUCGUAAUGACGGUCGGCCUUGUCCGCCUUUUAAGAUCAUAAUUCUUGAUGAAGCUGAUUCCAUGACUCAUGCAGCACAAGCAGCUCUUAGAAGGACAAUAGAAAAAGAAACGAAAACCACUAGGUUUUGUUUGAUCUGUAAUUAUGUGAGUUGUAUAAUACCACCUCUCACUUCGAGAUGCACCAAGUUUAGAUUUAAACCACUAGGGGAAGGCAUGAUACGGACUAGAUUGGAAAUGAUUUGCAAACAAGAAGAGAUCACUUGUGAACCCGUCGCUCUGACCAAAUUGGUCGAAACAUCGGGAGGAGAUUUGCGUAGAGCCAUCACCUGUCUACAGUCAUGCGCUCGGCUCAAAGCUGGGGAACCCAUUACGGAAGAAGACGUUUUCGAAGUAACCGGUAUUGUGCCACAGAAAUGUAUUGAAAGUAUAAUCGAAGCGGCUAGAAGUAACAGUUACGAUAAAAUUGAAUCCACUCUCGAAAAGAUAAUGGCAGAAGCUUAUUCUGGUUCUCAGAUUCUAGAACAGCUUCUAGAAUUUGUCCUGAAUGAUAUGGAGAUACCUGAUAUGGCAAGAGCGAAAAUUUGUGAAAAACUUUCUUUAUGUAAUUAUAGACUUCAGGAAGGAUCAAGUGAAUUCAUUCAGCUAGUAGACUUUUGUUGCACAUUUGCUAAAAUUUAUCAAGAAAUUUCUUAGUUUAUACAUGUUAUUUAUUUAUUUUUUAACACAAAUAAAAUAAUACAUUUGGCAGUUUUGAAUUCCA
Molecule: messenger RNA, 1281 nt
Organism: Cimex lectularius (bed bug)
Lineage: Eukaryota; Metazoa; Arthropoda; Insecta; Hemiptera; Cimicidae
Product: replication factor C subunit 4
Exons: 3
Coding region: 147-1214 (355 amino acids)
Biological process (GO): DNA repair; DNA-templated DNA replication
Cellular component (GO): nucleus; DNA replication factor C complex
Molecular function (GO): DNA clamp loader activity; ATP hydrolysis activity; DNA binding
Source: RefSeq, a predicted model, not a curated record